CAAAGAAAAGAACUGUGGAAGCAAACGGAGGGAGCAUCCAUAAAGGCCAAUGGUCGGAAAAGAGAAGUUAACUUCUUUGACUUAAGUGAGUAGGUGACAGGAGCUCUGCAAAGAUGGCAGAAGAAGAGGAAUAUGAUGAGGUUGUGGAGUACUACAUUGAAGAGGAGGUCAUUGAGGAUGGUGAACCAGGCGAGAUCAUUACUGAGAUCACUGAAACGACAUAUACCACUGGUUCCGCUCCAUAUACAGUAACCACAAAGCAUACCUCUGAAUCUACAAGGCAUGGUCAUGAAACGGUGGGUGUUCCUGACGAGGCCUCUCCUCCUGUCAGGAAAAAGGUGGUACGAAAAAAAGUGGACACAUCUAAGUUUCUGACGCCGUACCUGGAUCACAGUUCAAAAAUGAAAAAGCUCUUCAGUGACAAAAACUACAAAGCAAAGUAUGAGAAGCAGAAAGGAAGGCCAAGCUCCAUCACAACUGACACUCCUGAACAUCGAAGAAUCAAGAAAGUCCAAGACCAGCUCAGUGAGGUUAAAUAUCGCAUGGCUGGUGAUGCUGCUAAAACUGACUGUCACGUUGAUGGAAAAGCAAGAGACAUUGAACAUGCAAAGAAGGUGUCUCAGCAAGUCAGCAAGGUUUUAUAUAAACAGAAUUGGGAAGAGAAUAAGGAAAAGUACCUGCUUCCCCCUGAUGCUCCGGAGCUUGUGCAGGCAAUAAAAAAUACAGCCUUGUACAGCAAGAAACAAUACACUGAAGACUGGGAAGCCGACAAAUCACUGUUCUAUCCUUAUGACGACAGCCCAGAACUAAGGAGAGUAGCGAAGGCCCAAAAGUCCCUCAGUGAUAUUGUCUACAAAAAAGGGCAUGAUGAACGCAAAGCUAAAUACACUUCUCUGCCAGAUCCACCUGAUGUGGAACUUGCCAAGAAAGUAACCAGACAGCUCAGUGACCGUAACUACCAUGAAGACUAUAACAAGAAGAAGGGCAAAUGGAGCCAAACUCCAUGCUAUGAUGUUGCCGUUGCUAAAAUGAAUUCUGACAACUUGAGCAUGAGAAGAUACCAGGAAGAGUGGGAAAAUACGAAAGACCAAAUCUACUUUAUGCAAACAGAAACUCCAGAGUAUGCAGUUAAUAAGCGAGCCGGAACUGUUGCUAGUAAGGUGAAAUAUAAAGAAGAUUAUGAAAAAUCCAAAGCUUCUACUGAUUACAAUGUGCUUCCAGCAACGGAGAACCCACUGCUUAAGCACCUAAAAGCUUCUGGAAAUCUUGUGAAUGAUAGAUUAUAUAAGGCAGCAUAUGAAAAGGCAAAAGGAACCAGCAUUAACUACUGCGAAACUCCGAAGUAUCAGAUUGACAACGUCCUGAAAAACUUCAGCGAUGUUAAAUAUAAAGAGGGAUAUCUGAACGUCCUGGGCCGGUACAUAGGCAGUUAUGAGGACCCGUAUCGAGAACACUGUACAAAAAUUGAAGCUUUGAAGAGCAAUAAAAACUACAAAGCAGACUAUGAAGAUGAAAAGGCAAAAUGCUACUUUCCGCAGACCAUAACUCAAGAAUAUGAAGUCAUGAAGAAACUAGACCAGUGCAAAGAUAAUACCUACAAAAAGCAUCCUGAUAAGAUCAAAUUUACCCAAGUGGCAGACUCGCCUGUUUUGGUCCAAGCACAGAUCAAUUCCAAGCAGCUGAGCGAUCUGAACUACAAAGCCAAACACGAGGCUGAAAAAUUCAAAUGUUCCAUACCUCCAGAUGCCCCAUUUUUCCUCCAGUCCAGAGUCAAUGCAUAUAACGCCAGUGAUAAUUGGUAUAAAUAUGACUGGGAGCAAUUGAAAGCUAAGAAGUUUGACAUCAAGAUGGAUGCCAUUCCGAUUCUUGCUGCUAAAGCCAAUAGCAAAAUUGCGAGUGAUGUGGAGUAUAAGAAGGGGUAUGAACAGAGCAAAGGGAAGUUAAUUGGAGCUUUGAGUAUUGAGGACGAUCCCAAAAUGCUACUUUCUCGGAAAGUGGCCAGACAGCAGAGUGAUUUAUUAUAUAAGGAAGCAUAUGAAAAGUCAAAAGGAAGAAGCAUUAACUACUGUGAGACUCCAAAAUAUCAGGUCGACAACAUUCUGAAAAACUUCAGCGAGGUUAAAUAUAAAGAAGGGUAUCAGAACGUCUUGGGGCGGUACAUAGGCAGUUAUGAGGACCCGCAUCGAGAACACUGCAUGAAAAUUGAAGCUUUGAAGAGCAAUAAAAACUACAAAGCAGACUAUGAAGACGAAAAGGCAAAAUGCUACUUUCCGCAGACUAUAACUCAAGAAUAUGAAACUAUGAAGAAACUAGACCAGUGCAAAGAUUUUACCUACAGAAAGCAUCCCGAUAAGAUUAAAUUUACACAAGUAACAGACUCGCCCGUUUUGGUCCAAGCACAGAUUAAUUCCAAGCAGCUGAGUGAUCUGAACUACAAAGCCAAACACGAGGCUGAAAAAUUCAAAUGUUCCAUACCUCCAGAUGCCCCAUUUUUCCUCCAGUCCAGAGUCAAUGCAUAUAACGCCAGUGAUAAUUGGUAUAAGUAUGACUGGGAGCAAUCGAAAGCUAAGAAGUUUGACAUCAAGAUGGAUGCCAUUCCGAUUCUUGCUGCUAAAGCCAAUCGCAAAAUUGCGAGUGAUGUGGAGUAUAAGAAGGGGUAUGAACAGAGCAAAGGGAAGCUAAUUGGAGCUUUGAGUAUUGAGGACGAUCCCAAAAUGCUACUUUCUCGGAAAGUAGCCAAACAACAGAGCGAUUUAUUAUAUAAGGAAGCAUAUGAAAAGUCAAAAGGAAGAAGCAUUAACUACUGUGAGACUCCAAAAUAUCAGGUCGACAACAUUCUGAAAAACUUCAGCGAGGUUAAAUAUAAAGAAGGGUAUCAGAACGUCUUGGGGCGGUACAUAGGCAGUUAUGAGGACCCGCAUCGAGAACACUGCAUGAAAAUUGAAGCUUUGAAGAGCAAUAAAAACUACAAAGCAGACUAUGAAGAUGAAAAGGCAAAAUGCUACUUUCCACAGACCAUAACUCAAGAAUAUGAAGCCAUAAAGAAACUAGACCAGUGCAAAGAUUAUACCUACAAAAAGCAUCCUGAUAAGGUCAAAUUUACACAAGUGACAGAUUCACCCGUUUUGCUCCAAGCACAGAUUAAUUCCAAGCAGCUGAGUGAUUUGAACUAUAAAGCCAAACAUGAGGCUGAGAAAUUCAAAUGUUCCAUACCUCCAGAUGCCCCUAUGUUUCUCCAGUCCAGAGUCAAUGCAUAUAACAUCAGUGAUAAUUGGUAUAAAUAUGACUGGGACCAAUCGAAAGCUAAGAAAUUUGACAUCAAGAUGGAUUCCAUUCCGAUUCUUGCUGCUAAAGCCAAUCGCAAAAUUGCGAGCGAUGUGGAGUAUAAGAAGGGGUAUGAACAGAGCAAAGGGAAGCUAAUUGGAGCUUUGAGUAUUGAGGACGAUCCCAAAAUGCUACAUUCUCGGAAAGUGGCCAAACAACAGAGUGAUCUUGAAUACAAAAAAGGUUACGAAGUGUCAAAGACCAGGUACACAGCACCACUGGACAUGAUUCCAGUUGUACAAGCAAAGAAAGCACAGGCGAUUAUCAGCGAUACAGACUACAAGCGUGUCCUUCAUAAUUACUCCUAUCCUCCUGAUUGUAUUAGUUUGGAGCUUGCCAAGAAGGCAAAUGUUCUACAGAGUGAUAAUGAAUAUAGAGCUGACUAUAACAGUUGGAUGAAAGGUUGUGGCUGGGUGCCAUAUGGGUCCCUGGAUGCAGAAAAAGCUAAAAGAGCUUCAGAUAUUAUCAGUGAGAGAAAAUAUCGUCAGCAUCCAGACACCUUUAAGUUUACACAAAUUGAAGAUGAUCCUGUUGUAGUACAGGCUAAGAUCAACCAAGCUCAGAGGAGUGAUGUACUUUACAAAGCCAAAAAUGAAGAUGUAAUUCAUAAAUAUCACCUUCCAGCAGACGCACCUCAAUUCAUCCAGGCGAGGGUUAAUUCCUACAAUAUUAGUGACAACUACUACAAACUGGGGUUGGAAGAACUGAUAUCCAAGGGAUAUAACCUGAGAAAUGAUGCUAUUUCUAUCAAAGCUGCUAAGUCUGCUAGACACGCUGCUAGCGAUUUCCAGUAUAAAAAAGACUACGAACUUUCCAAAGGUAAACUGGUUGGCUUCCAGAGCCUCCAAGAUGACCCCAAGUUGGUCCAUUAUAUGAAUAUCGCCAAGAUGCAGUCGGAGCGGGAGUACAGGAAAGCUUAUGAGCAAAGCAAGACUAAAUACAACACUCCAUUUGACAUGUUCAAUGUUGUAGCUGCCAAAAAGGCCCAAGAAAUUGCCAGCAAUACCAAUUACAAGCACUUGUUGCACCAUUACACUUACUUGCCUGAUGCUAUGAGUGUGGGACUGUCCAAACACAUGAUGCAAAUUCAAAGUAAUAAUCUUUACAAGGAUGAUUAUAACAGCUGGAUGAAAGGCAUUGGGUGGAUCCCUAUUGGCUCACUGGAUGUAGAGAAAGCUAGGAAAGCAGGAGACGCUUUGAAUGAGAAGAAGUAUCGCCAGCACCCAGACACCAUUAAAUUUACCAGUGUGGUAGAUUCACCUGUCAUGGUCCAGGCUAAGCAGAAUGCACUUCAGCUCAGUGAUCGGCUCUACAAAUCUUCUGGAGAAGAAAUGAAGCAUAAGUAUCACUUGACUCCAGAUGCCCCUCAGUUUAUCCAGGCUAGAUACAAUGCAGCAAACAUCAGUGAUACCUAUUAUAAACAUGAUUAUCAUGACCUAAUAGCCAAAGGGCACAAUGUACUGGGCGAUUCUAUUCCAAUUACUCUGGCCAAGGCUUCAAGAAACAUCGCUAGUGAUUACAAAUACAAAGAAGCUUAUGAGAAGGCAAGAGGAAAACACGUUGGUUUUAGAAGCCUUCAGGACGAUCCUAAGCUUGUGCAUUCUAUGAAUGUGGCAAAGAUGCAAUCUGAACGUGAGUACAAGAAGGACUACGAGAAGAGCAAGACUUGCUAUCACACACCUGUGGAGAUGGUCAGUAUCCAAGCUGCCAAGCAGGCUCAGGACGUAGCCUCUAAUUCCCACUACAAACACCUGAUCCAUCAGUAUACCUACCUGCCAGAUGCCAUGAGCGUUGGGCUGGCAAGGAACAUGAUGCAAAUUCAGAGUGAUAACGUAUACAAGCAAGACUACAACAGCUGGUUCAAAGGCAUUGGAUGGAGUCCUUUAGGCUCGCUGGAUGUAGAAAAAGUUAGGAAGGCUGGAGAGGCGUUAAAUGAACAUAAAUAUCGGCAACACCCAGACAAAUUCAAGUUCACCAGUUUGAUGGAUUCGAUGCCAAUGGUUUUGGCUAAACAAAACACCAAACAGCUGAGUGAUAUAAGUUAUAAAGUAGAGGGUGAGAAAAUGAAACACAAGUACCACUUGGAUCCGGAUGUUCCUGAGUUUAUUCAAGCAAAAGUCAAUGCCUACAACUUAAGUGAUACUUUUUACAAAGCAGACUGGAAGAAGCUGAUUGCCAAAGGAUACGAUUUGAAGCCAGAUGCCAUUCCUAUAAUUGCUGCAAAAGCUUCACGAAACAUUGCCAGCGAUUACAAGUACAAAGAGUCAUACGAGAAAGACAAAGGAAAGCAAGUUGGCUUCCGUAGUCUGCAAGACGAUCCUAAAUUGGUCCACUAUAUGAAUGUAGCCAAGCUACAGUCAGAGCGUGAAUACAAGAAGGACUAUGAAGGCAGCAAGACGAAGUAUCACUUGCCGCUGGACUUGUUCAGUGUGGUGGCUGCGAAGAAAGCCCAGGAUGUGGUCACUGAAACAAACUACAGACAACAUCUGCAUAAUUACACUCUCUUGCCCGAUGCCAUGAGUGUGGAAUUGUCGAGAAACAGAAUGCAGAUUCAGAGUGACAAUCUUUACAAAACAGAUUUCAAUACCUGGCUGAGAGGAAUCGGUUGGGUGCCAAUUCAGUCCCUGGAAGUUGAGAAGGCAAAGAAGGCUACAGACAUUCUUAGUGAAAAGAAAUACCGUCAGCACCCAGACAAGUUGAAAUACACCAUUGACAUGGAUGCCAUGGAGCAGGUGCUUGCUAAGCAAAAUGCCCACACCAUGAACAAGAGGUUGUACAUUGAAAAAUGGAACAAAGACAAGACUGUCAUUCAUGUGAUGCCUGACACACCGGAAAUACUCUUGUCCAAAGUCAACCAAGUCACCAUGAGCGAUAAACUAUACAAGUCUGGCUUGGAAGAACAGAAGAAGAAAGGUUAUGAUCUGAGGUCAGAUGCCAUCUCAAUAAAAGCAGCCAGAGCUUCCAGGGACAUUGCAAGUGAUUACAAAUACAAGCUGGCCUUUGAGCAAGCCAAGGGGAAGCACAUUGGAUUCCGCAGUCUGGAAGAUGACCCCAAGUUGGUGCACUUCAUGCAAGUUGCUAAGAUGCAAUCGGAGCGUGAAUACAAGAAAGACUAUGAGAAAUCGAAGACCCGGUUCCACACCCCAGUUGACAUGUUCAGUGUGGUGGCAGCCAAGAAAGCACAGGAAGUGGCGACUGAUAUCAAUUAUAGGAAUAUUAUCCACAAUUAUAAUGUUUUGCCUGAUGCUAUGAACCUUGAGUUGGCCAAAAACAUGAUGCAGAUACAGAGUAAUAACCAGUACAAAGCAGAUUAUGAUGAAUUCAUGAAGGGGGUUGGAUGGGUUCCAUUAGGAUCUCUAGAAGCUGAGAAGAAUAAGAAAGCCAUGGAGAUUGUUAGUGAGAAGAAGUACAGACAGCAUCCAGACAAACUGAAGUAUUCUAUUCUAAUGGAUUCCAUGCCCAUGGUCCUGGCUACAAGUAAUGCGAAAAUUAUGGAUGAGCACCUUUACAAAAAGGACUGGGAAACGGACAAGACCAAGAUUCACAUCACAACAGAUAUUCCUGAAAUUAUUUUGGCAAAAGCCAAUGCAUUUAACAUUAGCAAUAAAAUGUACAAACUUUCCAUGGAAGAAGAUAAGAAGAAGGGAUAUGAUCUCAGAGCUGAUGCAAUCCCUAUUAAAGCUGCGAAAGCUUCCCGAGACAUCGCCAGUGAUUACAAAUACAAACUAGGCUAUGAGCAGGACAAGGGUAAGCUUGUUGGCUUCCGCAGCCUUCAAGAUGAUCCAAAGCUUGUCCAUUAUAUGCAAGUAGCUAAGAUGCAGUCCGAUCGUGAGUACAGAAAAGCCUACGAAACCAGCAAGACCAGGUACAACACACCUGCAGAUACUUUCAGUGUCAUGGCUGCCAAGGAAGCACAAGCAAAUAUCACCAACAUCAACUACAAAAGGCUCAUUCACAAAUAUAUCCUCCUGCCAGACUCCGUAAAUGUGGAAUUGGCCAGAAACAUGAAUCGGAUUCAAAGUGAUCAUGAAUACAAGCAAGAUUACAAUGAAUGGUACAAAGGGCUUGGUUGGAGCCCAAUGGGGUCACUGGAUGUUGAAAAGUCUAAGAAAGCCACAGAAAUUGCCAGUGAUUCAAAGUACCGUCAGCAUCCAAGCCGUUACCCAUUUAAGAAGCUGAUGGACUCUAUGGAUAUAGAACUCGCAAAGCAUAAUGCUGGUGUUAUGAAUAAGCAUGCGUAUAUAGAGGCAUGGGAGAAAGAUAAGACGACAAUUCAUGUGAUGCCAGAUACACCGGAUAUUAUGCAGGCCAAAGCAAACAAGUUUAAUUACAGCCAGAAAUUGUACAAACUUGGAUGGGAAGAAAUGUUAAAGAAAGGUUAUGAUCUCACUGCUGAAGCCAUUUCAGUAAAAGCAGCUAAAGCAUCGAGAGACAUUGCUAGUGAUUACAAAUACAAAGAUGGAUAUCGCAAGCAGCUUGGACACCACAUUGGAGCUCGCAGCAUACAGGAUGACCCUAAACUUGUGCAUUCUAUGAAUGUAGCCAAGAUGCAGAGUGAGAGGGAAUAUAAGAAAGACUUUGAGAAAUGGAAGACCAAAUAUACCACCCCUGUGGAUAUGCUGGGGGUUUUAUUGGCCAAGAAUUGCCAGAAACUGGUCAGCGAUAUUGAUUACCGUAAUUACCUGCACCAAUGGACAUGUCUGCCAGAUCAGAAUGAUAUCAUCCAAGCUAAGAAAGCAUACGAAUUGCAAAGUGAUAAUGCAUAUAAAUCAGAUCUUGAGUGGCUUAAAGGUGUUGGAUGGAAUUCGUUCGGGUCUCUAGAGUCAGAAAAGAACAAGAAAGCUUCUGAAAUUCUGAGUGAGAAGAGCUAUCGUCAGCAUCCGGACACUAUUAAAUUCACAAGUAUCCCUGACUCAAUGGAGGUGGUUCUGGCAAAAGAAAAUUCCAAGCAUAGGAGUGAUAGACUUUAUAGAGAAGCUUGGGACAAGGAUAAGACUCAGAUUCAUAUCAUGCCUGACACCCCUGAAAUUGUGUUGUCCAGAGCCAACUUACUUAACACAAGUGAUAAACUCUACAAGUUAGGUUUUGAAGAACUGAGGAAGAAAGGCUAUGACCUUCCACCUGAUGCCAUACCAAUCAAGGCAGCAAAAGCAUCUAGAGAUAUUGCCAGUGAAUACAAAUACAAAGAUGGAUAUCGCAAGCAGCUUGGCCACCACGUGGGAGCCCGCAGCAUACAGGAUGACCCCAAACUUGUGCAUUCUAUGAAUGUGGCCAAGAUGCAGAGUGAGAGGGAAUACAAGAAAGACUUUGAGAAAUGGAAGACCAAGUAUAACAGUCCUGUGGAUAUGCUGGGGAUCUUGCUGGCUAAGAACUGCCAGAAACUGGUCAGCGAUGUUGAUUACCGCAAUUACCUGCACCAGUGGACAUGUCUGCCAGAUCAGAAUGAUGUCAUCCAUGCUAGAAAGGCCUAUGAGCUACAGAGUGAUAAUGCGUAUAAAUCAGAUCUUGAAUGGCUGAAGGGCAUUGGCUGGAUUCCAAGUGGUUCCUUGGAAGCUGAGAAGAACAAAAGAGCCUCCGCAAUCUUGAGUGACCAUCUAUAUAGACAACAUCCUGACACUCUCAAAUUUACUAGUCCUAUUGAUUCCAUGCCUAUGGCUUUGGCAAAACAUAACUCUGAAAUUAUGAACCAUCGCACGUAUAUUGAUGCUUGGAAUAAGGAUAAAAUCAGCAUCCACAUUAUGCCAGAUACUCCUGAAAUUCUACUGUCACAGCAGAACAAAAUCAACUAUAGCGAAAAAUUAUACAAACUUUCAUUGGAAGAGGCCAGGAAGAAGGGUUAUGAUCUUCGAGUGGAUGCAAUUCCAAUCAAGGCUGCUAAAGCUUCCAGAGAUAUUGCAAGCGAGUAUAAAUACAAGGAAGGCUAUCGCAAACAGCUUGGGCACCAUAUUGGAGCACGCAGCGUACAGGAUGACCCUAAACUUGUGCAUUCUAUGAAUGUCGGCAAGAUGCAGAGUGAGAGGGAAUAUAAAAAAGACUUUGAGAAAUGGAAGACCAAAUAUACCACUCCUGUGGAUAUGCUGGGGAUCUUGCUGGCCAAAAAUUGCCAGAAACUGGUCAGUGAGGUCGACUACCGCAAUCACCUGCACCAGUGGACAUGUCUGCCAGAUCAGAAUGAUGUCAUCCAUGCUAGAAAGGCUUAUGAACUACAGAGCGAUAACUGCUACAAGGCAGACCUUGAGUGGAUGAAAGGCAUUGGUUGGGUCCCUAUUGGUUCACUGGAUGUCACAAAAGCGAAGAGGGCUGGAGAGAUCCUAAGUGAAAAGCUGUAUCGUCAGCCACCGAACCAAUUCAAGUUUACCAGUUUGACAGAUUCUCUAGAAAUGGCUUUGGCCAAGCAUAAUGCAGAAACAAUGAAUAAGCGUUUGUACACUGAAGCAUGGAAUAACGACAAGAUUCAAAUCCACAUCAUGCCCGACACCCCUGAAAUCACAUUGGCCAGACAAAACAAGAUCAACUACAGUGAGAGUCUUUAUAAACUUUCCCUGGAAGAGGCGAGGAAGAGAGGCUAUGAUUUGCGAAUUGAUGCAAUUCCAAUCCAAGCUGCCAAGGCAUCAAGAAAUAUUGCCAGUGAUUAUAAAUACAAGGAAGGCUAUCGCAAACAGCUUGGGCACCACGUUGGAGCACGUAGUGUCCAGGAUGACCCUAAACUUGUGCAUUCUAUGAAUGUAGCCAAGAUGCAGAGUGAGAGGGAAUAUAAGAAAGACUUUGAGAAAUGGAAGACCAAAUAUACCACUCCUGUGGAUAUGCUGGGGAUCUUGCUGGCCAAGAAUUGCCAGAAACUGGUCAGUGAGGUCGACUACCGCAAUUACCUGCACCAGUGGACGUGUCUGCCAGAUCAGAAUGACGUCAUUCAAGCUAGAAAGGCCUAUGAGCUACAGAGUGAUAAUUGCUACAAGGCAGACCUUGAGUGGAUGAAAGGCAUUGGUUGGGUCCCCAUUGGUUCACUGGAUGUUGAAAAAGCCAAGAAGGCCGGAGAGAUCCUAAGCGAAAAGCUAUAUCGUCAGCCACCGGACAAAUUCAAGUUUACCAGUGUGACAGAUUCUCUAGAAAUGGCUUUAGCGAAGCAUAAUGCAGAAACAAUGAAUAAGCGCUUGUAUACUGAAGCUUGGGAUAAAGACAAGAUUACAAUCCAUGUUAUGCCAGACACUCCUGAAAUCGUGCUAUCAAAACUCAACAAACUAAACUAUAGUGAGAAAUUGUACAAACUGGCUAUGGAGGAAUCAAAGAAGGAAGGCUAUGACCUGCGUGUGGAUGCUAUCCCAAUUCAAGCUGCCAAGGCAUCCAGAAAUAUUGCCAGCGAUUACAAAUAUAAGGAAGGCUAUCGCAAGCAACUUGGACACCAUGUGGGAGCACGCAGCGUAGAGGAUGACCCUAAAAUUAUGCAUUCUAUGAAUGUAGCCAAGAUGCAGAGUGAGAGGGAAUACAAGAAAGACUUUGAGAAAUGGAAGACCAAGUAUUCCUCCCCUGUGGAUAUGCUGGGGAUCUUGCUGGCUAAGAAUUGCCAGAAACUGGUCAGCGAUAUCGACUACCGCAAUUACCUGCACCAGUGGACAUGUCUGCCAGAUCAGAAUGAUGUCAUUCAAGCUAGAAAGGCCUAUGAACUACAGAGUGAUACUCUUUACAAAUCAGAUCUGGAAUGGCUGAAAGGCAUUGGGUGGAUUCCUUCUGGAUCCUUAGAAAUUGAGAAGGUGAAGAGAGCUGGAGAAAUCCUAAGUGACAGGAAAUACCGGCAACCACCUGAUCAAAUGAAGUUUACCAGCAUCACAGAUUCUUUGGAGAUGGAGUUGGCAAAACAUAAUGCUGAGACCAUGAACAAGCGGUUAUACACUGGAGCCUGGGAUGCUGAUAAAACAACCAUUCAUGUCAUGCCGGAUACUCCAGAGAUUAUGCUGGCAAAGGCAAACUCAGCCAAUAUUAGCCAUAGACUUUACAUCCAAGGAUGGGAAGAGGCUAAGAAGAAAGGAUAUGACCUGAGAGCUGAUGCAAUUCCAAUUAAAUCUGCAAAAGCAUCAAGAGAUAUAGCUAGUGAUUAUCAAUACAAACUAGCAUAUGAGAAGCAGAGAGGGCACUGUGUUGGGUUCCGAAGCGUUGAAGAUGAUCCCAAGAUGAUGUGUUCUAUAAAUGCAGCCAAGAUUCAGAGUGACAGGUUGUACAAGCAAGACUUUGAGAAGUGGAAAACAAAGAUCCAUAGCCCUGUUGACAUGCUGUCAAUCUUGUUGGCUAAGAACUGUCAGAAGUUGGUCAGUGAUGUGGAUUAUCGCCGAUACUUGCAUGAAUGGACGUGCCUGCCAGACCAGAAUGAUGUCAUUCAGGCGAAGAAAGCAUAUGAACUACAGAGUGAUAAUGUGUACAAGUCAGACAUGGAAUGGAUGCGUGGUAUCGGUUGGAUAGCAGAUGGUGCUUUGGAAGUCCUAAAAGUGAAGAAGGCCCAGGAGAUCCUGAAUGACAGACUCUACCGCCAGCGACCAGACACAGUGAAAUUCACCGCUAUUGUUGAUUCCCCAGAGAUUGUCUUGGCUAAGGCCAAUGCUCUACUUCAGAGUGGGGCAUUAUAUCGUGAACUCUGGGAUAAAGAGAAGACGCAGUUCACCCUUCCAGCUGAUACUCCUGAGAUGGUUCUGUCCAAAGCGAAUGCUUUGAACGUCAGCAAAAAACAUUAUCAAUCAGGCUGGGAAGAAGCCAAGAGGAAAGGUCACGACUUAAGAGUGGAUGCUAUUGAAAUCCAGCAUGCCAAGGCUUCUAGAAAUAUUGCCAGCGAGUACAAGUACAAAGAAGGCUACCGCAGGCAACUGGGACACCAUGUGGGAUGCCGGGAUGUCUAUGAUGAUCCCAAGAUGGUCUUGGCUAUUCAUGUGGCCAAACUGCAGAGUGAAAGGGAGUACAAGAAACAUUUUGAGAAGUUUAAGACCAAGUUCAACAGCCCAGUGGACAUGCUGUCCAUCUUGUUGGCCAAGAAGUGUCAGAAGCUGGUUAGUGAUAUUGAUUACCGUCGCUACCUGCAUGAAUGGAUAUGUCUGCCUGACCAGAAUGAUGUCAUCCAAGCCAAGAAAGCCUACGAGCUACAGAGUGAUAAUGUGUACAAAUCUGACCUGGAAUGGCUGCGUGGCGUUGGCUGGAUGCCUGAUGGCUCUCUGGGAGUCCUCCAUGUGAAAAGAGCUCAAGAGCUUGUAAAUGACAGGUUGUAUAAGCAACCUCCAGAUUCACUGAAAUUUACCAGCAUUGCUGACCCACCACCAGUCGUCCUGGCUAAGAUCAAUGCCCAACAGAUCAGUGAACCUCUGUAUCGUGAAGCCUGGGAUAGAGACAAGAUUCAUAUCAAUAUUCCAGCUGACACCCCUGACAUGCUGCUGUCCAAGUUUAACGCUCAGAAUAUAAGCAAUAAACAUUACACUGGAGCCUGGGACGAAGCCAAGGCAAAAGGUUACGACAUAAGAGGGGAUGCCAUUUCAAUCAAGCACGCAAAAGCUUCCAGAGACAUCGCGAGUGAGUACAAGUACAAAGAAACACACGAGAAACAGAAAGGCCACUAUAUUGGAUGCCCUACAGUAAAGGCGGAUCCUAAACUUUCCUGGGCUGCCAAAGUGUUGAAGAUGCAAAAUGACCGGUUGUACAAGCAGGCCUACCACAACUCAAAAGCCAAGAUCACCAUCCCAGUGGAAAUGGUGGCCAUCCAAGCAGCCAAGCAAGGGCAGGCGUUAGUAAGCGAAGUUGACUAUCGCCAUCAUUUGCACCAGUGGUCUUGUCUGCCAGACCAGAAUGAUGUAAUCCAGGCAAGGAAGGCAUAUGAGCUACAGAGUGAUAAUGUGUACAAAUCAGACCUGGAAUGGCUGCGUGGCAUUGGCUGGAUGCCCGAUGGCUCUCUGGGAGUCCUCCAUGUGAAAAGAGCUCAAGAGCUUGUGAAUGACAGGUUGUAUAAGCAACCUCCAGAAUCCCUGAAAUUUACCAGCAUUGCUGACCCGCCACCAGUCGUCCUGGCUAAGAUCAAUGCCCAACAGAUCAGUGAACCUCUGUAUCGUGAAGCCUGGGAUAGAGACAAGACUCAGAUCAAUAUUCCAGCUGACACCCCUGACAUGCUGCUGUCCAAGUUUAACGCUCAGAAUAUAAGCAAUAAACAUUACACUGGAGCCUGGGAUGAGGCCAAGGCAAAAGGUUACGACAUAAGAGGGGAUGCCAUUUCAAUUAAGCAUGCAAAAGCUUCCAGAGACAUCGCGAGUGAGUACAAGUACAAAGAAACACACGAGAAACAGAAAGGCCACUAUAUUGGAUGCCCUACAGUAAAGGCGGAUCCUAAACUUUCCUGGGCUGCCAAAGUGUUGAAGAUGCAAAAUGACCGGUUGUACAAGCAGGCCUACCACAACUCAAAAGCCAAGAUCACCAUCCCAGUGGACAUGGUGGCCAUCCAAGCUGCCAAGCAAGGGCAGGCGUUAGUAAGCGAAGUUGACUAUCGCCAUCAUUUGCACCAGUGGUCUUGUCUGCCAGACCAGAAUGAUGUAAUCCAGGCAAGGAAGGCAUAUGAGCUGCAGAGUGAUGCCGUGUAUAAAUCAGAUCUGGAGUGGCUCCGGGGGGUUGGAUGGAUGCCACAUGAGUCUCCGAUAGUGAAGAGGGUGAAAUUUGCCCAAGAAAUUCUGAGUGACAACAUGUAUCGCACACCUGCUGACCGCCUGAAAUUCACAAACAUCGUUGACACACCAGACAUCCUCCUUGCAAAAACCAAUGCGGAGCAACUCAGUCUCUCUAAAUACCGAGAAGCUUGGGAUAAAGAUAAAACGAUGAUCCACGUAAUGCCAGACACACCUGAAAUCAUGCUUUCCAGGGCUAAUGCUGUCAAUGUGAGCAGAAAACUUUACAGUGAAGCUUGGGAUGACAUGAAGAAAUAUAUUGAUUUGAGAGUAGAUGCAGUCCCGAUCAAGACAGCCAAAGCCUCAAGAGAAAUUGCCAGUGAUUACAAGUACAAAGAAGGCUACCGCAGGCAACUGGGACACCAUGUGGGAUGCCGGGACAUCUAUGAUGAUCCCAAGAUGGUCUUGGCUAUUCAUGUGGCCAAACUGCAGAGUGAAAGGGAGUACAAGAAACAUUUUGAGAAGUUUAAGACCAAGUUCAACAGCCCAGUGGACAUGCUGUCCAUCUUGUUGGCCAAGAAGUGUCAGAAGCUGGUUAGUGAUAUUGAUUACCGUCGCUACCUGCACGAAUGGAUAUGUCUGCCUGACCAGAAUGAUGUCAUCCAAGCCAAGAAAGCCUACGAGCUACAGAGUGAUGCCAUUUAUAAAUCUGACCUGGAAUGGCUCCGUGGAAUUGGCUGGAUGCCAACUGACUCCAUCUCUGUCAACCAUGUCAAGCACGCUCAGGAUAUUUUGAGUGAGAGACAGUAUCGUACAAAAGUUGACAGUCAGCCAUUUACCCCAGUGGCUGAUAGGGUUGAUUACAUCUCAGCCAAACAAGGAGCGGAAAUAUUAAGUGAUAUUAAAUACCACCAGGAAUGGAAUAACAUCAAGACAAAUUAUACACUAACACAGACGCCACAGCUGGAAGCAGCUAAAGAAGCAGCCAGGAUUCUUAAUCAUCAUCUGUACAAGGAUAACUGGGAGAAACAGAAAGCCACUGGUUAUCUUUUGCCUCCUGAUAGCGUGCCUUUCCGCCAUACCAAGCAUUCAAACGAUGUCCAAAGUGAGCUGAAGUACAAGGCAGAUUAUAUCAAGCAAAGAGGCCACUACGUUGGAGUCAACAAUAUGAGAGAAGACCCCAAACUGGUGUGGUUUGAGCAUGCUGGCAAAAUCCAGAAUGACAGACUGUAUAAAGAGGGAUAUCACAAAACCAAGUCCAAAAUCCACAUACCUCCAGAUAUACUGUCUGUCAUUGCAGCCAAAGACUGCCAACAUGUUGUCAGCGAAAUUCCAUAUCGACAUUACCUUCAUGAAUGGACAUGUCACCCUGACCAGAAUGACUGCAUCCAGGCAAGGAAAGCAUAUGACCUCCAAAGCGAUAAUAUUUAUAGAUCUGAUCUGGAAUGGAUCCGUGGUUGUGGUUGGAUUCCUUUAGAUUCAGUGGAGCAUCGGAAAGUAAAGAAGGCUCAGGAUUUGAUAAACAAGAGACUCUACACAAAAGAAGCUCUGGAUAAUUUUGCCAACUUCACGCCUGUGGAAGAUCCUCCGGAUAUUGUUUUGGCAAAGGAACACUCAAUCAUUCAGAGUGAUCUGAAAUACAAAGAAACCUUUAACCUUGAAAAAGGCCACUACAUUGGUUCUGAUGACACUCCAGCCCUGAGUCAUUCUAGAGAUAUGGCUAAACUCUACAGUGAUAUCCUGUACAAGGAUUCAUGGGAAUCAGGAAAGGCCAUUGGGUACACUCUGCCUCCGGACUACAUUCCCAUCGUUGGUGCGAAACAUGCCGAUUAUAUUAACAGUCAGCUUAAAUAUAAAGACGUAUAUGAGAAGCUGAAGGGCCAUUACCUGGCUGGGAAACACAUAAAUGACUUCCCAAGUGUUGUCCAUUCUCUUGCUUUCCAAAAAAUAAGGAGUGCGUUGGCCUACAGGAAGAAUUAUGAGGACACCAAGGCCGACAUUCAUAUCCCAAGUGACAUGAUAAAUCAUGUGCUGGCUAAGAAAUGCCAAUAUAUCCUCAGCGAUCUUGAAUACCGAACUUACCUGCACCAGUGGAACUGUUCACCUGAAGAACAUGAUGUUAUUCUGGCUAGAAGAGCCCAGGAAAUUCUAAGUGAUGUUAUAUACAAGGAUGACUUAACAUGGCUGAAGGGAAUUGGGUGCUAUGUGUGGGACACCCCCCAAAUCCUGCAUGCUAAGAAGUCUUAUGAUCUUCAGAGUCAACUGCUUUACACAAAAGCAGGAAAAGACAAUUUAAAGAACUAUGGUGUGGUUAUGGACACUCCAGUUUAUGUAACGUCCAUCCAGAGUGGCAUCAAUGCUAGCGAUGUGAAAUACAAAGAACACUACCAUAAGACGAAGGACCAAUACACCACAGUGUUGGAAACAGUAGAUCAUGAAAGGACUAAGAAUCUCAAGCAUCUUUUCAGUAGCAACCUGUACAAGGAUGCCUGGGAGAAAGUGAAGGCCACCACUUUCACAUUGCCGCCUGAUGCCGUGCCUUUCGUUCGUGCGAAAGAAUUGAAGCAUAAUGCCAGUAUUGUGAAGUAUCGGGAGGAAUAUGAUCGGUUUAAAGCGCUUUACACUCUUCCUAAAGGUGUUCAGGAUGAUCCCAACACUGCAAGAUGCCUAAGAGUUGGCAAAUUUAAUAUUGAUCGCUUAUACAGAGAAACCUAUGAAAAGAACAAGGCCAAAAUCCAUAUAGCACCAGACAUGGUGGACAUUGUGUCGGCGAAGAGCACUCAGAAGAAAGUCAGUGAAGUUGAUUAUCGCAUCCAUCUCCACGAGUGGGCCAACAUCGCAGACCUUCAUGCCAACGCUCUUGCUCGAAAAGUCAAUGACCAACUUAGUGAUGUUGUCUACAAAGAUGAUCUCAACUGGCUCAAAGGCAUAGGUUGCUUUGUCUGGGACACUCCUGAGAUUCUCCACGCCAAACAUGCCUAUGACCUUCGUGAUGGUUUCAAAUACAAGGCACAGGCGAAGAAAAUGGAGAGCAAAUACACUGUGGUCACAGACACACCUCUCUAUGUGCAAAAUGUCCUGAGUGGCAUGAAUCUGAGUGAAGCUGUUUACCGCCAUGACUAUGUGCACAAUAUCAAAGGGAAAUAUACUCCAACAGAUAAGACAGUGGAUUUGGAGCGGGCAAAUAAUGCCUACAGGAUACAGCAUGAAGGUCUGUACCGAAAGGCUGGUUUGCACGCACUUCCCACUGGAUAUAAACUCCCACCAGAUACCCCUGGUUUCAAGCAUGUUAAACAUGCCCAGCGCAUUGGCAGUUAUCUAAAAUAUAAGGAAGUCUAUGAACAUCUCAAGGCUAAAGGUUACAAUUUUGGACCCAAAGCUGUUCCGUUUGUAACUACAAGGAAAGUCAAUAAAAUUCUCAAUGAGAGGUUGUAUCGGGAGGUAUAUCACAAAAAUAAGGAUAAGAUACAUACCACACCUGAUACACCACACAUCCGCCAAGUGAAAACGAACCAAGAAUCCGUCAGUGAUCUGAUCUACAAGACUGACUUCUUCAAGAUGCAGGGGCACCUGAUAUCUUUGCCGUAUACUCCUCAGACAAUGCACAGCCGUUACGUUGGAGAGAUUACGAGCGAUGUUAAAUAUAAAAGUGAUCUACAGUGGCUGAGAGGCCUAGGCUGCUUCCUGUAUGAUACUCCCGAUAUGGUCCGUGCUCGGCAUUUACGCAAGCUCUGGUCUAAUUAUGUCUAUACUGAUACUGCAAAGAAGAUGCGAGAUAAAUAUCGCGUUGUUCUAGAUACUCCUGUGUACAGGAACAUCCAGGAGCUAAAGACCCAUUUGAGUGAACUCGUAUACAGAGCUGCAGGCAAAGAACAAAAGACCAAGUACACAUCUAUCCUUGACACACCAGACUUCAAUAGGGCCAAAAGAGGGCAGAAACUACAGAGUCAGUACUUGUACGUGGAACUUGCCACCAAGGAAAGACCUCAUCACCAUGCUGGAGAUCAGACACCUGCCUUGAAACUUGCUAAGCAUGUGAAGGACUUUUCUAGUGAGAAAAAGUACAAAGCCCUGUAUGAUAAGCUGAAGCACAAGUAUGUAACUAUCCCCGACACACCAAUCCUCAUCAGGGCUAAGAAGGCCUACCUGAAUGCUAGUGAUCUGCGCUACAAAGAAACUUUUGAGCGAGCAAAGGGUAAAUACCACACAGUGAAAGAUGCCUUGGAUAUUGUGUAUCAUCGCAAGGUCACUGAUGAUAUCAGCAAAGUGAAAUAUAAAGAAAAGUACAUGAGCCAAUUAGGAAUCUGGAGAUCGAUCCCAGACCGGCCAGACCACUUCCACCAUCGUGCAGUCACCGAUGCAGUCAGUGAUUUUAAAUAUAAGGAAGACUUAACAUGGCUCAGAGGCAUUGGUUGUUAUGCAUGGGAUACUCCUGACCUCCUUCUUGCCGAAAAGAAUAAGACACUGUACAGUCCGUGUAAGUACAAGGAAUCGUUUGAAAAGAUAAAGUCAAAGUUCAAGUAUGUUGCUGACACUCCAAUUAAUAGGCAUUUUAAAUAUGCUACUCAGUUGAUGAAUGAGAAAUUGUACAAAUCCGAUUAUGAGAAGAAGAAGGAUAAGUAUUCCCUUGUGGUGGAUGAUCCUAAAACCUUGCUGGCCAAAUGGGGAGGCGAACUAAGCAGUCAGUACAAGUACAAAAGGCUGUACGAAAAGCAGAAGGACAAGUUCACAAGUAUUGUGGAUACUCCAGAACAUCUGAGGACUACAAAAGUCAACAAGCAAAUCAGUGAUAUCCUUUACAAGCUGGAAUACAUCAAGGCCAAACCAAAGGGAUAUACUACAAUUCAUGAUACCCCCAUGAUACUCCACGUACGAAAAGUCAUGGACAGAAUAAGUGAACUAAAAUACAAAGAAGUCUACCAACAGAAUAAGUCUCACUGCAACGUUGUACCAGAUUCUGUUCAUAUAAAGGCUGCCAAGCAGGCCUACAAAGUAAACAGCAAUCUGGAUUACAAGAAGAAAUAUGAAGCAGCCAAGGCUCACUGGCACUGGACUGUGGACAGACCUGAUUUCAUCCAAGCUGCCAAAACAUCUUUGCAACAGAGUGAUUAUGAAUACAAACUUGACCGAGAGUUCCUCCGAGGAUGCAAGCUGUCUGUAACAGAUGACAAAAACACUGUGUUGGCCUUGCAGAAUGCAAUCUUGGCGAGUGACUUAAAAUAUAAGGAGAAGCAUAACAAGGAAAGAGGAAUUAUCCAUCCAGUUCCAGACACUCCUCAGAUCCUUCUGGCAAAGACUGUUAGCGCUCUUGUGUCUGAGAACAAAUACAAAGAACAUGUAAAGAAGCACCUUCCACAUGGCUCCUUUACAAAACUGCCCGAAACACGCGAUACCAUUCAUGUCAAAAAAGUAACCAAGGAUGUCAGUGAGUUAAAUUAUAGAAAGAAGUUUCGGAAAGAGAAAGGCAAGUCAGACUAUUCAAUCAUGCUGGAACCACCUGAUGUGAAGCAUGCCAUGGAAGUUGCAAAGAAUCAGAGUAAUCUCCAAUACAAAAAAGAUGCCAAAUCAAAGCUCCAUUACACGAGUGUGGCUGAUCGUCCAGAUAUUAAGAAAGCCACCCAAGUCUCCCAUUUAGUCAGCGAUAUUGAGUACAAAACCAAAGCUCGGUAUGGAGAAGCUGGUAUGGGGGUUAGCAUGCUCGGACGUCCAGAUAUUGAGCUUGCUAAGGAGGUGUCCAAACUUACAAGCCAGGUGAAAUACAAAGAGAAGUUUGACAAAGAGAAGGGAAACAGGCCACAAUAUGACCUGAAGGAGAGCAAGAUCUACAAGUCCUUAAAAGAUGCUCAUCACAUCGCUAGUGAGGUUAAAUAUAAGGCAGACCUGAAGAAACUUCACAAGCCAGUGACAGACAUGUCUGAAUCUCUCUCGAUGCAUCACGUCUUGAACACCAGCCAGCUCGCCAGUUCUUACCAGUACAAGAAGCAAUAUGAGAAGAGUAAAGGUCACUACCAUGUGGUUCCAGAUAACCUUGAACAGGUCCAUCUAAAGGAGGCCUCGGAACUCCAGAGCAUAGUGAAGUACAAGGAAAAAUAUGAAAAGGAAAGAGGGAAGCCCAUGCUAGACUUUGAAACACCAACAUACAUCACUGCUAAGGAGUCUCAGCACAUGCAAAGCGAGAAAGAAUAUAAAAAAGACUUUGAAGAGUACAUUAAGGGCAGGAACCUUACCGGUCUGGAGAUUACGCCAUCUUUAUUGCAUGUCAGAUAUGCCACCAAAAUAGCAAGCGAGAAAGAAUAUAGGAGAGAUUUGGAAGAAGGUGUGAGAGGUAAAGGUCUAACCAUCUUGGAAGAGACCCCAGACUUAAUCAGAGCAAAGAAUGCAACUUAUAUCUUGAAUGAGAAAGAAUACAGGAAAGCUCUGGAGAUGGAAAUCAAAGGAAGAGGCCUGACAGACCUUUCACUGGAAACACCUGACUAUAUGAGGGCAAAGAAUGCCACAGACAUUGCUAGCCAGAUUAAAUAUAAGCAUUCUGCAGAAUUGGAAAAAGCCAACUAUACCUCUGUUGUUGACACUCCAGAUAUCAUCCAUGCUCACCAUGUGAAGAACUUCUCAAGUCAGAAAAAGUAUAAGGAAGAUGCAGAGAGAACUAUGUCAUAUUACGAAACUGUUCUAGACACACCUGAAAUGCAGAGAGUCCGGGAGAACCAAAAGAACUUUAGCAUGCUGCAGUACCAACAUGAUCUACAGGACAGCAAAGGAAAAGUCACGGUUGUAAAUGAAACACCGGAAAUACUACGGGUUAAGGAAAACCAAAAGAACUUUAGCACGAUUUUAUAUAAAGAAGAUAUUGGAACAGGAACAGCUAUUGAAAAGACGCCCGAGAUGCAGAGAAUUAAACAAACCCAGGAUGCAAUAAGCACGAUUAAGUACAAGGAGCUCAUUGGAAAAGGAACUCCGAUUUCUGAUCUUCCUGAAGUAAAACGUGUCAAGGAGACACAGAAGCACAUCAGCUCGGUUCAGUACAAAGAGAAUGCAGGGCAAGGAACCCCGGUACCUGUUACUCCAGAGAUAGAGAGAGUCAAACGCAAUCAAGAACACAUUAGCUCGGUGUCCUACAAAGAAAACUUGGGGGCAGGAAUGGCAACUCCUGUUACCCCGGAAAUGGAAAGAGUCAAGCGUAAUCAGGAGAACAUUAGCUCGGUGUUGUACAAAGAGAAUUUAGGGACUGGAACCCCAACACCUAUUACUCCAGAGAUGGAGAGAGUCAAACGCAAUCAAGAAAACUUUAGCUCGGUGUUGUACAAAGAGAAUUUAGGGACUGGAACCCCAACACCUAUUACUCCAGAGAUGGAGAGAGUCAAACGCAAUCAAGAAAACUUUAGCUCGGUGUUGUACAAAGAGAAUUUAGGGACUGGAACCCCAACACCUAUUACUCCAGAGAUGGAGAGAGUCAAACGCAAUCAAGAAAACUUUAGCUCGGUGUUGUACAAAGAGAAUUUAGGGACUGGAACCCCAACACCUAUUACUCCAGAGAUGGAGAGAGUCAAACGCAAUCAAGAAAACUUUAGCUCGGUCCUAUACAAAGAAAACCCAGGGACAGGGAUAGCAACUCCUGUCACUCCUGAGAUUGAAAGAGUCAAACACAACCAAGAAAUCUUUAGCUCGGUGUUGUACAAAGAAAAUGUAGGGAAAGCAACCCCGACUCCCGUCACUCCAGAGAUGGAGCGAGUCAAACGCAAUCAAGAACACAUUAGCUCGGUCUUGUACAAAGACGAAGUGGGGAAAGGUACCCCUACACCUAUCACUCCUGAGAUGGAGAGAGUCAAACGCAAUCAAGAACACAUUAGCUCGGUCUUGUACAAAGAGGGAUUGGGGAAAGGUACCCCUACACCAAUCACUCCUGAGAUGGAGCGAGCCAAGCGCAAUCAAGAGUUCAUUAGCUCGGUUUUGUACAAAGAAAAUUUGGGGCGAGCAACCCCGACACCUGUCACUCCAGAGAUGGAAAGAGCCAAACGCAAUCAAGAAAACAUUAGCUUGGUAUUGUACAAAGAAAACUUGGGAAAAGGAACCCCGACAUCUGUCACUCCAGAGAUGGAGAGAGCUAAACGCAAUCAAGAAAACAUUAGCUCGGUUCUCUAUUCUGAUAGUUUCCGGAAACAAGUACAAGGUAGAGCCGCCUUUGUCCUGGAUACCCCUGAAAUGAGACGCGUUCGGGAGUCACAACGACACAUUUCCACAGUGAAAUACCAUGAAGACUUUGAAAAGAGCAAAGGCAGCUUCACUCCUGUCGUUACCGACCCCAUAACAGAACGUGUAAAGAAGAACAUGCAAGACUUCAGUGAUAUUAACUACAGAGGCAUUCAGAGACGAGUAGUGGAAAUGGAGCGGAAAAGGGUAGACCAGGAUCAAGAACUGAGCAACCUCACAGGUCUUCGCGUGUGGCGUACUAAUCCUGGAUCUGUCUUUGAUUAUGACCCAGCAGAAGACAACAUUCAGUCGCGAAGCUUACACUUGAUUUCUGUCCAAGCCCAACGACGCAGCCGAGAGCAAUCCCGCUCUGCCAGUGCGCUCAGCGUCAGCGCUGGCGAUGAAAAAUCGGAACAUUCAGAGGCUGCCGAUCAGCACCUGUCAUACUACAGCAACGGAGGCUUCUUUCCCUCAACAGCAACAGUGGAGUACAAACAUGCUAAAACUGUAGAGCUGCCGCAACAAAGAUCCUCUUCUGUUGCCACCCAGCAGACCACAGUGUCUUCUAUCCCUUCUCAUCCUUCUACUGCAGGGAAGACGUACCGUGCUGUCUAUGACUACACAGCAGCAGAUGCGGAUGAAGUCUCCUUCAAAGAUGGCGACGCAGUUGUCAAUGUCCAAGCCAUUGACGAAGGCUGGAUGUACGGGACUGUGCAAAGAACAGGCAAAACGGGCAUGCUUCCAGCCAACUAUGUAGAAGCAGUUUAAGCCAAAAAAAGAAGCAACCUCCCAUAAGGCAUAUUGACGUGGACAAUAAAAAGGCACUUUACACAACAUCUCUCCACUAUAACCCUUAACACACUCUCUCUAAUGCCUUAUAGUUUUGCUCUGUUGGUAUGGAUUAGGCAUUGCCUGUCAUACAAAAUGUUCCACAAACAUUCUCCAACAGAACCAAAUUCUUAAGAUUCUAGUCACAAAACAAGGGGGAAGUGUCAACCUACAAGCCUCUACCACUGCUUUGGAUUGACUGGACUUGCACAUUCAACCCAGAGCUGUUUGACUCUCACUCCAAGGUGUUAUCACAUUUUUGUAUGGAAUCAAAUUGAAUUUCCACCCUAAUCAUUUUUUUAAUGGAACAUCUAACUGUGUUGGUUUUAAUGGUUUUCUUAUCAAGAGACGUAGCGUUCUCCUGUGAUAUUCUAAAAAUAGCUGAAUGUAUUUAUUAAUUUUUCAAGUAACCAACUAUGUAAAGCUAACAACUCAAACCAGGCAAAUUGUAGAAAAGCCUCUCCUUUUGUCUUAGAGAACGCUGGUGCAUGCCUUUUUCAUCUGCGUGUUCUUGGAUCACAGUGGUUAUUCCCUCUCAAAUUAGUGACUAAUAAAUUUCAUGUUUCUGCAAA
Molecule: messenger RNA, 23530 nt
Organism: Elgaria multicarinata webbii
Lineage: Eukaryota; Metazoa; Chordata; Lepidosauria; Squamata; Anguidae
Gene: NEB
Product: nebulin
Exons: 169
Coding region: 114-22898 (7594 amino acids)
Biological process (GO): cardiac muscle thin filament assembly
Cellular component (GO): Z disc
Molecular function (GO): actin filament binding
Source: RefSeq, a predicted model, not a curated record